This is a messenger RNA of Telopea speciosissima, 1536 nucleotides long. RefSeq names its product selenium-binding protein 1-like. Gene Ontology annotation, molecular function: selenium binding. NCBI's taxonomy places the organism in Eukaryota, Viridiplantae, Streptophyta, Magnoliopsida, Proteales, Proteaceae. Bases 38 to 1459 code for a protein of 473 amino acids. The transcript is spliced from 8 exons. The record is from RefSeq and is a predicted model, not a curated record.
GAGAGAGAGAGAGAGAGAGGACAACGUGAAUUCAAACAUGGUGUUUGGUUGCUGUAUGAAGGGACCAGGUUACUUGACUCCCAUUGACGCCAUGUCUGGUCCAAAAGAAGCUCUGAUGUAUCUAGCAUGUAUCUAUUCAGGGACUGGAAUAGAGAAACCUGAUUACUUAGCUACAGUGGACGUAGAACCAAAUUCACCUACUUAUUCUAAAGUAAUCCAUCGUCUACCUAUGCCUUACAUUGGGGAUGAACUUCAUCAUUUUGGUUGGAAUGCCUGCAGCUCAUGCCAUAAAGAUCCAUCUGCAGUCCGCCGUUUUCUUAUCAUGCCUGCAUUCCUUUCAGGUCACAUAUACGUGAUUGACACACAAAAGAAUCCAAGAGCUCCCACUUUGCAUAAAGUUGUUGAGUCUACGGAUAUUGAGCAGAAAACUGGUCUAGCAUAUCCCCACACCACUCACUGCCUUGCUUCUGGUGAUAUCAUGGUGUCUUUCCUUGGAGAUAAAGAUGGAAACGCUAAAGGAAGUGGCUUUCUUCUUCUUGACACAGAGUUUAACGUCAAGGGAAGGUGGGAGAAGCCAGGUCAUAGUCCCCCUUUCGGCAGUGAUUUUUGGUAUCAACCCCGACACAAUACCAUGAUCAGCUCAGAAUUUGGAGCUCCAGUAGCUUACACAAAAGGUUUUCAUCUUCAGGAUGUUGCAGAUGGUCUGUAUGGAAGUAAUCUCAACGUAUACAGUUGGCCUGGUGGGGAAUUAAAACAAACAAUGGAACUUGGAAAUGCAGGUCUCUUAACCUUAGAGGUAAGGUUCCUCCAUGAUCCUUCAAAAGACACAGGCUUCGUGGUGUGUGCACUAUCAGGCAAUGUUGUAAGAUUUUUCAAAAAGGCUGAUGGGUCUUGGGAUCAUGAGGUUGCGAUUACAGUGGAACCAAUAAAGGUUAAGAAUUGGGUACUUCCUGAAAUGCCUGGGCUUGUAACCGAGUGUUUGAUCUCACUUGAUGAUCGUUACCUCUACUUUGUGAAUUGGCUUCAUGGGGAUUUGAGGCAGUAUAACAUUGAGGACCCUACAAAACCCAUAUUGACAGGCCAAGUGUGGAUUGGUGGUCUACUUCAAAAGGGAAGCCCUAUAGUAGCUGUGGCAGAAGAUGGGAGUGAGUGGCAGAUUGAUGUCCCUAAAGUACAGGAAAAUCGUUUGCGGGGAGGGCCUCAAAUGUUUCAACUAAGUUUGGAUGGAAAGAGACUUUAUAUCACUAACUCACUCUUUAGCACAUGGGAUCGCCAAUUCUAUCCAGAGCUUGUGGAGAAGGGUUCCCACAUGUUGCUGAUUGAUGUGGAUACUAAACAAGGAGGCCUUGCAAUAAACCCUAAUUUUUUCGUGGACUUUGGAUCUGAACCGGAAGGUCCUUCUCUAGCGCAUGAGAUGAGAUAUCCUGGAGGAGACUGCACUUCAGAUAUAUGGGUUUAAGGAUACAUGUCUUGUUCAGUAAUUUCUAGUUACUUCUGUUAAGAAUAAAAAGCUAAAAGUGUUGCUUUCGCAAAUUU